This is a messenger RNA of Pogoniulus pusillus (Red-fronted tinkerbird), 3079 nucleotides long. It is a transcript of the gene PRKCZ, whose product is annotated as protein kinase C zeta. The transcript has 17 exons. Gene Ontology annotation, biological process: protein phosphorylation. Gene Ontology annotation, molecular function: ATP binding; protein binding; protein serine/threonine kinase activity. The record is from RefSeq and is a predicted model, not a curated record. Lineage: Eukaryota; Metazoa; Chordata; Aves; Piciformes; Lybiidae. Gene Ontology annotation, cellular component: cytoplasm; nucleus. Bases 1101 to 2660 code for a protein of 519 amino acids.
AUUGCUCCCAAGUUACCUUCAGGUGUAAAGCAGCUUAACAUUAUUCUUCCACAGACAGUUGCAUGGGAAAGAAAUUUAUCUUUUCUUUACCGUUUCUUUAGGCUCUGAAAUACCUUCAUGAUGUGAGAUGGGUUUGCAUAUUUCUUUCUGCUGUAAAAUGUGGCAGUAUUCGGCAGCUUUAAGCUAGAGCCUUCUGGUUGUUGUGAGUAGUAAUGAAAUGAGGACACUUGACACUGAAUGCCUUUGCUAUGGGUUUUGCUUCCUUCUGGAAUGUCGGUGAUGCAUUAACAGGAGUGCAGUGCAUCUAUAACUCAUGGGCAUGGCUCUUGACCUAGCAGGUUGAGAACAGCUCCCAUGCAAUUCCACAACUGCACAGAUGCUCAGUUACUUUCCUGUUGCACCUUGCCAAAGCCAUGGUCUGCAUGCAGGAAGAUGGAAGAACACUGACUGAAUUUGGGUGCCAUUUGUAAUGAUGUGUUUUGGUUUUCUAAUCACAGGCUAGGCUGCUCUUGUAGCUGAGUAGCAUCAUUUGGUGGGUGACUGCAAUUUCAAAAUUAAAGACUGAGGAAGGAGGUAGCCUGCAGUCAAAAAAUCAAUCUUUUUAAGGUACCAAGGAGUGGUAUCAACUGCUUUUGAAUUUUACCCUUCUAUUUACUGAGAGCCAAGAAAGGCAGAGGCCAGUGUACUAACCUGCAGUUUCAGGGCAGCCUAAUAAAAAGUAUCAUCAGCAGUCCCGAGAGAAUAAUUGCAUUGCUGUGCUUGGCCAUUUGAACUGUGUGACUGCUAAUAAAGAGAAGAUUAUUACAAGAAAGAGGAAAACCUCAUGAAUUCUGAGUUGUGGGAUUUUAAGAUGUGAUUCCUGUUCACCAUUUCUUGGUUUGGAUAUUUGUGCCAUUAUCUUUUUGAGGUUUAUUUCAAUUAAACCAGUGCAUUUCUCCUUUUAGUUGCAGUUCUAAUGAGUAUUUUCUUCUAGUCUUGGUUAAUUAGAUACCUGUACAACCCUUUUUCCUGAUUCCAAGUUGUUAAGUUUCAACCCAUCUGCUCUUCUGGCUGCCCUCAAUCCUCACAGGUUUUGUGACCCAUGUACCAUCUCAUCUCAGAUGGAGCUGGAGGAAGCCUUCCGUUUGUAUUGUCAAAACAGAGACGAAGGGUUGAUUAUUCAUGUGUUCCCAAGCACUCCAGAGAAGCCUGGCAUGCCUUGUCCAGGAGAAGACAAAUCAAUCUACCGCCGUGGAGCCAGAAGAUGGAGGAAGCUGUACCGAGUGAAUGGGCAUUUGUUUCAAGCCAAACGUUUUAACAGAAGCGCAUAUUGUGGCCAGUGCAGAGAAAGGAUAUGGGGUCUCAGAAGGCAAGGCUACAAGUGUAUCAACUGCAAGCUCUUGGUCCAUAAACGUUGUCAUAUCCUUGUUCCACUGACCUGCAAGAGGCAUAUGGAUUCGGUCAUGCCUUCCCAGGAACCUCAGUUAGAUGAUAAAAAUGAUGAAGUUGACCUCCCUUCAGAAGAAACUGAUGGAAUUUCCUACAUUCCUUCAAACCGGAAACAUGACACUAUUAAAGAUGACUCUGAGGAUAUCAAACCAGUCAUUGAUGGAAUGGAUGGGAUUAAGAUUUCUCAGGGGCUUGGACUACAGGACUUUGACUUGAUCAGAGUUAUUGGACGUGGAAGUUAUGCCAAAGUUCUUUUAGUUCGGUUAAAAAAGAAUGACCAAAUCUAUGCUAUGAAAGUAGUGAAGAAGGAGUUGGUCCAUGAUGAUGAGGAUAUUGAUUGGGUACAGACAGAGAAACAUGUGUUUGAACAAGCAUCCAGUAACCCAUUCCUAGUUGGUUUACAUUCAUGCUUUCAAACAACAAGUCGAUUGUUUCUUGUCAUAGAGUAUGUCAAUGGGGGAGACCUCAUGUUUCAUAUGCAACGGCAAAGGAAACUUCCAGAAGAACAUGCAAGGUUUUAUGCUGCUGAAAUUUGUAUUGCUCUAAACUUCCUUCACGAACGAGGCAUCAUCUACAGAGACUUAAAACUAGACAAUGUUCUUUUAGAUGCAGAGGGUCACAUCAAGCUAACAGAUUAUGGCAUGUGCAAGGAAGGUUUGGGCCCUGGUGACACUACAAGCACUUUCUGUGGGACACCAAAUUAUAUUGCACCAGAGAUCCUCAGAGGAGAAGAAUAUGGGUUCAGUGUGGACUGGUGGGCUCUCGGGGUGCUGAUGUUUGAAAUGAUGGCAGGAAGGUCUCCAUUUGAUAUUAUUACUGACAAUCCAGACAUGAACACUGAAGAUUACCUCUUCCAAGUUAUUCUUGAGAAGCCAAUCCGGAUUCCAAGGUUUCUUUCUGUCAAGGCUUCCCAUGUGUUAAAAGGAUUUUUAAACAAGGACCCCAAAGAGAGGCUUGGUUGUCAGCCACAGACAGGAUUCUCUGAUAUCAAGUCUCACACGUUUUUCCGCAGCAUAGACUGGGACCUGCUGGAGAAGAAGCAAGCCAGCCCUCCCUUUCAGCCUCAGAUCACAGAUGACUAUGGCUUGGAUAACUUCGACACACAGUUCACCAGUGAACCUGUGCAGCUGACCCCAGAUGAUGAGGAUAUAAUCAAGCGAAUAGAUCAGUCAGAGUUUGAAGGAUUUGAAUAUAUUAAUCCCUUGUUGCUGUCAACAGAAGAAACGGUAUGAAGGAGUGACACCUUAGCUGGGGACAGUGUGAAUGACCUUUCCAUUUAUCCUUAACUACAGUAUAUGCAUGCGAGGCUGGGGACUGUAAGAAUUUGGAAGGAGACCAAUGAUUAAAAACAAAAACAAAUUGCUGCUGAAAAUCAAAGAAGAGAAUAAUGAUUUUGGUGGGUGUCUUCUGCCACUUAGUGAUUCUUAAGUUCUGGGCACUGACACAACUGGCUUCAUUAAUGAAGGAAUUUGCAUUUUUGUGCCUGUUUUGAUGAAGGAUUAAAAUGUUCAUUGCAUCAGGAGAGCCUGAAAAAAACUUUGGAGAUCCACAAGAGUUUCUACAGACAUUGGAUGCAAUGAGCUACCAAUUGAAGAAUAUUUCAGUGUAACAUCCUGAAGAAUAAAAUGUAUUACGGUGGUGUUGAAGCUUA